Molecule: messenger RNA, 435 nt
Organism: Rotaria sp. Silwood1
Lineage: Eukaryota; Metazoa; Rotifera; Eurotatoria; Philodinida; Philodinidae
Source: the annotation of a GenBank genome assembly
AUGCAUCAAUUUCUCGCUGCUGUUCUUAUUAUUGCCAUCAUCUAUGUUGUGAACGGUGAUAGAUGCGGUCAAAACUGUCUCUAUUCUAAUUGUCCUGCCACAUGUCCAUGUGGAAGAACAGCAAACUACGUUUCAGCUGGCUCUUACUGUUCACAGUACACGGAUUGGGAUCAACAAUGUUGUAAGUGUAUUGUUCAAGCUGAAUCACAAGGGAAUGCCAAUGCAAUGAAUUACAACACGGGUGGAACAUGGGAUAUUGGUUUAUUUCAAAUAAAUCAACAAAAUUUUGCUUCCUGUAACAAUGGUCGAUAUCCAUGUGAUCCACAGCAGAAUUUAGCUUGUGCAAGAAAAGUAUGGCAGUGGGGUGGCAGAACAUUCAAGCUAUGGGCUACAGUUAAGAAAUGUAGUGGUCAACUUGGAAAGCAAUGUGGCUGA